AUGGGGAAAGCCUGUGCUCUGCAGAUGGAUGUGGGCCUAGUUCAGAUGUCUGCUCAGCUGCUUAGCAGCUAUUUGACCUUGGUUGAUGGUCUUUGGGGGCUUAGUCGAGUUUUUGGUGAUUACAUUCAUGCAUUAUAUGAUCCCUAUCAGUACCCCAUAAGGUGGGUUGUGGUACUGACCCCUGCAGGGACACUGACGAAAAAGUCCUUCUACCUCUCAGGGGCUGUAAAGAAAGAGGAGACCUCUCUGUGGCCAGGACUGGCCAUUCUCCAUGAGGAGGACAUCUACUUGGCCAGCAGGGCUCAGGUGAUGCUGAGCUGGAGCAGCUCUCCAUCCUCCCAGUCCUCCUCUGAGUACCAGUCCUACUCCCAGUACCAGUCCUGCUACUCCUGCACAUACGAGGAUGAGGACACGGCCCAGCAGAGCAUGUGUGCCUUCUACACCCACGUGCAGACGGUGCAGGGAGUGGCCGUGGCCUGGGAGACUGAGACAGGCUUUGAGCCCAUCAGCAGGAAGCCCCGCAUUCGUGAAGCCGAGUUCAUCAAGAGGCAGAGGAGGAAAGGCUCCUCAUUUGAGAUGGCUUCCAACACUGGCCUGCACUGGGAACCAGAAGCCAGCAAGAACAACUGCUGCCCAGAGCAGGAUGACACGGAGCUGCUGGGCCCCCUGGAGUGCUGCCUGCAGAAGCUGCGGGACACUCCGGACUGGCUAGUCACUACAAACUACGGGCUGCGCUGUGUGGCCUGCUGUCGGGUCUUCCCCACAUUGGAGGCUCUGCUCAAGCACGCCCAUUAUGGCAUCCAAGAGGGCUUUAGCUGCCAGAUCUUUUUUGAGGAGAUGCUGGAGAGAAGGCAGGCCCGGGGCCAAGUGCAGGAGCUGGACAAGGAGGAACAGAGCCCUGCAGAAGGCAGUGAAUGCUCAAGGUCCCACGCUGGGGUGCUUCCCUAG
Molecule: messenger RNA, 948 nt
Organism: Canis lupus familiaris (dog)
Lineage: Eukaryota; Metazoa; Chordata; Mammalia; Carnivora; Canidae
Gene: FAM170B
Product: family with sequence similarity 170 member B
Biological process (GO): fertilization
Cellular component (GO): acrosomal vesicle
Source: RefSeq, a predicted model, not a curated record